Juglans microcarpa x Juglans regia is the source of this 750-nucleotide messenger RNA. RefSeq lists its product as uncharacterized. The transcript has 3 exons. NCBI's taxonomy places the organism in Eukaryota, Viridiplantae, Streptophyta, Magnoliopsida, Fagales, Juglandaceae. Bases 135 to 509 code for a protein of 124 amino acids. Gene Ontology annotation, molecular function: receptor serine/threonine kinase binding. The record is from RefSeq and is a predicted model, not a curated record.
ACAACACUAAAAGAGAAUAUAUAUUUGAUUUCUGCUAAUUAAGCGACACAGCUCGAAACGAAGCUAGAAAAUCCCAUAUAGAGGCAGAGGCAGAGAGCGAAGUAGGAAUCAAUUAAAGGUAUAACGGAAAACAUAUGAUCGUACAGUUGGAAUAUCACCCUAUGACGUCAGUUUCUUUCUCGAUCAUCGAGCUACAGGUGGGCGGGUGUCGACGGUCGGACGUCACUGACGACGGCGCUGUCAUUCAUUAUAUUAUUUCAGAUUGUAAUGGAAGGUAUGGAAGCUUUAACGCCAAGGCAGCUGUUUCCUCGGAGAGAGAGAACAGUCGAAAGCUGCUUGCUGGUUUGAAGCAGAAGAAAGAGACUGUGAAGGUGAAGGGAGGCCUGCAAGCAUCAGCCACCGGUAGUAAUGGUGGGAGCUUUCAGGGUUGGGAGUUAAGGAGGGUUCCCUCUGGUCCAGACCCGUUGCACCAUAACGGGGGUAACCCAACAAAACCUAGAACUCCUUGAAGUAGUACUGAAAGCUCAUUUCAAGUAGUAGAGAUCAUGAUCCGAGGCACGCCUUGAAUGGAGCUAGAUUCGCUUUUGACUUGGAAAUAGGUUUUUCUUGUGUAGUUUUCAUGCAAGUAUGUUAAGAUUUCCCUUUUUCUUCUCUGUUUGGGCCUUCUUUUUGGGUAACAGAUGUUUGUCUGUCUUAGCACUCGAUGUAUGUUGGAUAUAUAAUAUAUAAAUAUAUAUAUAUGAAAUGAAU